AAAAGUUAGAAAAUAAGAGAAAAUAGAAAGAAAAGAAAAAAAAUAGAGAGAGGGGGCUCAUUCGUAUAUAAAUAUAUAGAAGAAGGGAGAGAAAGAGAAGAUUAAGAGAAAGAAAAAAAUGGGAAGAGGGAGAGUAGAGCUGAAGAGGAUAGAGAACACGAUCAAUAGGCAAGUGACGUUUGCAAAGAGAAGGGGUGGUGUUUUGAAGAAAGCAUACGAGCUUUCCGUUCUAUGUGAUGCAGAGGUUGCUCUCAUCAUCUUCUCUAAUAGAGGAAAACUGUUCGAGUUUUGCAGUAAUUCCAGCAUGCUUAAGACACUGGAGAGGUACCAAAAGUGCAACUACGGACCUCCAGAGCCCAAUGUGCCUUCAAGAGAGGCCUUAGCAGUUGAACUUAGUAGCCAGCAGGAGUAUCUCAAGCUUAAGCAGCGUUACGACGCUUUACAGAGAACCCAAAGGAAUCUAUUGGGAGAAGAUCUUGGACCACUUAGUACGAAGGAGCUUGAGUCACUUGAGAGACAGCUUGAUUCUUCUUUGAAGCAGAUCAGAGGUCUCCGGACACAGUUCAUGCUCGACCAGCUCAAUGAUCUCCAGAGUAAGGAGCGCAUGCUUUCGGAUACAAACAAAACUCUACGGCUAAGGUUAGCUGAUGGGUAUCAGAUGCCAUUCCAACUUAACCCGAACCAAGAAGAAGUACAUGUUGACUACGGGCAUCAUCAACCGCAACAACAAGCUUUCUUCCAGCCUUUGGAAUACGAGCCCAUUUUUCAAAUCGGGUAUCAUCAAGGGCAACAGCAAGAUCAUGGAAUGGGAGCAGGGCCAAGUGCGAAUAAUUACAUGUUGGGUUGGUUGCCUUAACCAACUCUAUUUGAAACUUUCUUCAUAUUUGUUCUUUUUGACAUUUUUAAAUCAAAACUUUCUCCUAGCUUUCCUCUUCGGCUACAUGAUGAUUACCUCUCUCUAUAUUACUUUCUUGUGUGCAUGUGUGUAAUGUUUAUUAUGAUAUUUUCAACAAAAUUAUACUCCGCAUAUGAUUUGGCCAUGCAUUCCUCGUACACUGUCACACUAGGAUCUUGAGUACAAUAUAUAUAUACAUGCCCCUGUGUAAUUCAAGUUUGUAAGUACAGUAUAUGCUUCCAGUUUCAAAAUCGUUUUUUAGCUCCCAUUCAUGGCUUUGAAUAAAUUAUAAGUUAGGUAUAGUGGAUUCCAGAGCCUCAUGUAGUUAUGCAUACCACCAACAUAUGUCUCUAGGCCCACCUCUAAUAUUAUUUUGGGCUAUCUAAACACAGGGCCUAUCGAAAGCCCAUAUUCCACGAAUUUGUCAACAUUUUCACUGAACGACCUAAGGUAAACUAAAAUCAGAUACAAAAGAAAAUCAUUAGAAAAAAAAACUGCUCAGAGAAUUAACCAGCAUAUGUGCGAGGCACGUGCAACAAUUCCAUUGCUAGUUUAUUGGUGAAUAAAUAUUUUUUUGUUUAGGUUAGGUCCUUACAAUAUUAUUAGUCACUUAAACUCCAAUAUUAUUAUUUCACAAAUUGUUAUUUAUUGUUAUUAUUAUGAUUAUGAUGGUUCAACGCAAAGAGCCCGAUUGAAUAGACACGUUUAUAAAGUGCAGACAAUUUCAAAAAGAAAAGUAACACACUCUUAUUUUGUUCAAAACAAAAUAACCAAAAGAAAAAUACAAAGGAAAGUAUGAUUGGGACAAAUUUAUUACAGGGAGAGAGAAAAGAUUAGAUAAGAAUGUCGUAGAAGAUAAGCACUCUACGCGUCAUUAAAGGGACCCACACUCCCCCCCCCCAAAUUGGUCUGAAUCCAGCAUGUCCAUACUCGCCUCACCCUCGCGUGUUCACACGCGUGUCUUGUUUCUUUAUGGUUGCUUUUUCUCGUUAUCUAAGGACACACACGUUUCUUCUGUUCAGAGAGAAAGAUUUAUAUAAAAAGUCAGUUUCAAUUUGCUCGUCUGUGUUUCGGUUCUGUCUGAACGGUCAUCAUCAUCAUCAUCGUCUUCAUUACUCCUGCCAUUAAACCUUUCUUGAGAAUAUUAUUUGUGAACGAUGAGAAGCCAACGAGAUCAAGACUCCAGGGCUUUCUACGAUCUCUCGGCUCUUGUCCUGAGCCUCCUCCGCUCUCCGCCGAUGCCGAUUUCUCUCCCCGAUCACUUCCUGGAUUCGCCGAUGAUGAGGAGUCGGUCGCCUUCGAUGGCUCAUAUAUCUCCCUCGGGGUUCGCGUCGCUGCUGCUGGGUAUAUCGGUGGCUCUGAUGCUAUGUGGAUCCGUGACUUUCUUCAUCGGCUUCCUCUUGUUGCCUUGGGUUCUGGCUCUCAUCGUGGUUCUUUAUGUCGCCGGGAUCGUCUCCGCCAUUUCCAUGGCUGGGAGGUCGAUCCUCUCUUACGUCUUGACGCCGCCGCCUUCUUUUUCAUCGAGGAAGGGCAUUUCUGAAUGGAAGCUGUUGUGAAGUGACGAAAACCUCAAUUAUCAUCCGGAAGAGCGGGACAAAGAAGAUGGAUUGAGUAUAUAACAACGCAAUCCAGAUUAGAGAUUUUCUAUAUAUGUUCUUUUAUCUGUAUUUUGGGGGGAAAUUAUGUGGAUAUUUGGGAGUUUUUAUGUUUUCUUUUACUUUUUCAAAAAGAAAAAAAGAUUUUUAUAUUUCACUGUUAGAGAAAUGGAGAAAGCGUUCUGAGUUUGUGCUUUUUCCAUGGAUGGUUUUAUUAUUAUUAUGUAACAUAAUUUAUUUAGGAAAAAGAUCUUAAAAAAAGAUUAUAGGAUUUCGACUA
Molecule: messenger RNA, 2770 nt
Organism: Brassica napus (rape)
Lineage: Eukaryota; Viridiplantae; Streptophyta; Magnoliopsida; Brassicales; Brassicaceae
Product: agamous-like MADS-box protein AGL9 homolog
Exons: 9
Coding region: 119-856 (245 amino acids)
Biological process (GO): positive regulation of transcription by RNA polymerase II
Cellular component (GO): nucleus
Molecular function (GO): DNA-binding transcription factor activity, RNA polymerase II-specific; RNA polymerase II cis-regulatory region sequence-specific DNA binding; protein dimerization activity
Source: RefSeq, a predicted model, not a curated record